AUGGACAAAUUAUGUGAGAGAGACGGAAUUGCUGCGACGGUGAUCGAAUUGGAUCAGACUCCACCUCCACGGAGGAAUGUCCGUCGGAAGCUGGUUCAGUCGACGUUGGUCCCGCAUAAAUCGGAGGAUGUAAUUGAGUCUAAUGGAGAUCGGAUGUGCGACGCCGGCAACAAUGGGGAAGGAGAAGGAGGGGAUAUCGAUGUCUGUAGCAGUCAAGGGAAGAAGACGAGAAAGCAAAGAGAGAAAACUCCGAAGAACGGAGCUUCUAAGAAGUUAGCUAAAGAAAAGUCGCCUCGUAAAUCAACGCCUAAGAAAAGUGCAACGAAAAACGGGAAUGUAGCUGCUGCUGCUGAUCAAAAGAUCACUGCCAAUGUCUCACCUAGAGUUCCCAAUUUGCGCCUGGAAGCUAAAUUAAGAGCUGAGGAAGAUUCGCGGAUGUCUGCUGGCAAGCAAUUACAUCCGUUUUUCUCGUCUUGGAAAGGAGGUAAGAAGAAUCAAGAAGCAGGUGCAGCAGAGAAUGGUAGGUGUCAGGGUCAAGGAAGAGAUCAAAUUGUCACCAUUGGCCCUAUCCAUGUCUUUGAGAAUCUUCAGGAUUGUAAUCUGACCAUUGAUUGGAAGAACUGGACUUUCUGUGAGCAAAUCUCCACCAAAGGGAGUCCUGAUCAACAAAUAAAACUCGACUCUCUUGAACACCGGCCCAAGGGGUUUGAUCUAAAUGAACUGCCGACUCUUGAUGUGUGCGUCAUCGAUGAUGAGGAGCCUGAACAAUGUGCUAGUCAACCAGAAGGUAUCACAGAGACAUCUCCGGUAGUCUUGGUAGCAUACCAGGAGGAGAAAAGUGGAUACCUUGGCUCCUCUGAUGGAGCUGAAGCGGAUUGUGAAGUUUAUGAAGCAGUCGAGUUGUCUGAUGAUGCUGGUGGUGCAGCAGACAAAUCUCAUGGACUGCAAAGCAUAUCAUGUGGAGAAAGGUAG
Molecule: messenger RNA, 972 nt
Organism: Microthlaspi erraticum
Lineage: Eukaryota; Viridiplantae; Streptophyta; Magnoliopsida; Brassicales; Brassicaceae
Source: the annotation of a GenBank genome assembly